UGCUGGUUUCUCUUCCAAAGAUAGAUCGAACGAAAUUCAAAAUUUGAAAUUCUAUUAUAAGAAGGGGAGAGUGAGAGGGGGAGAUGGAAACAGCAUCCAGCGAUAUGAAGAAUUUCUACAGGCAAAGGAAGAGCAACAGAGGUGGCAUCACAAAGCCCUCUUCUAAAUCAACCUCUAAAUCCAAGAAGAAAUCGCCCAAAAAUGCAGCCGCUAUUGGCUCUGAUAUCACCCAGCCUAGGACCCUCAUUUCGCAUGGUGCACCUGAUCUUCACGAUGAUUAUGACAAACAUGAAGAAGUGCUGAGGCAAUUUGACAUGAACAUGGCAUAUGGGCCGUGCCUUGGGAUGACCCGGCUGGCGAGAUGGGAGCGUGCUCAACGUUUGGGUCUGAACCCACCUGAAGAAAUUGAGUGUCCGUUGAAGGGCGGAAAAGUUAACUCAGAUUGCCUGUGGGAUGGUCGUGUUUAGAAGUUACUAACAAUAUGCGUGGUGUGUUGUGUGUUAUUAGAAUCUAAUGUAUUGCUAGUUUUUGUGGUUUUAUUUGUAAUUUUGAUGUUCAGCCUCUGGCUGUUCUGUUUGUAUGUUUAAAUGACUUUGCUGUUCUUAAUGGAGUGAUUCUUGAUUUGCAAUUUCAA
Molecule: messenger RNA, 634 nt
Organism: Hevea brasiliensis (rubber tree)
Lineage: Eukaryota; Viridiplantae; Streptophyta; Magnoliopsida; Malpighiales; Euphorbiaceae
Exons: 2
Coding region: 84-467 (127 amino acids)
Biological process (GO): DNA-templated DNA replication; DNA synthesis involved in DNA repair
Cellular component (GO): delta DNA polymerase complex
Molecular function (GO): DNA-directed DNA polymerase activity
Source: RefSeq, a predicted model, not a curated record